CCUCAUCAACCCAUACCUAAACUUACGGUCACCCGGUUUCUAUAUUGGAAGUCGCAUCUCAAGUUCAGUCUAUCUAUCCCAGAACCCAUUCCCAACCCCAAGACUAUGACAUCAACCUAACGAGGCCGAAAAUGCCUUACUGUCCUCCUUGCGACAGGCACUUCCGCCUGGAGAACUCUCUAGACCAACACAUCCGAGCCAUACACCCUCGAACGUAUUGUUGGCGUUGUGAGAGACACUUCCCUCAUGAACGUGCGAAAGAACAGCACAUCGAGAACUCUUUACGACACCAUGUCUGCACUCGCUGCUAUCAUGAGCCUGACUUCCACUCCGCUCAAGAUCUGGAUGAUCAUCUGAUAGAAGAUCAUUAUGCUUGUAUUCCAUGCCAGGAAUUCUUCGAUGAUGAUGACGAUCUUUUGGAGCAUGAUGUGGACGUUCAUUAUAAAUGCCGAACCUGCGGUCGAUUCUUCAAUUCACGAUCUAACCUGAUCAACCAUCGCAAGAUCCACGCAGCAAGGAAUGUCGAAUGUCUCGGUUGUAGUAGAAUGUUCAUCUCCCAUUCGGCCAUGAUGCUCCAUCUUGAAGCGAACACUUGCGAGUCGGGUUCAGACCAAGAGUCUAUCAGAGAGUUGGUAUGGGAGUACUACGAGAUCAAUGGGCGCUGGAAUCAUGACCAUGACGAUGACUUUGACUGCUAUUACUGCGGAGCGGGUUUUAACCAGUUGAGCGCUCUACUACAGCAUAUUGAGAGUGAGAACUGUCACGCAAGGAUCUCGAACUAUGAUUCCCUUUUCGAUCAUAUAGAGAAAAGUAUUUUCAAUAGCUAAGAUCUCUAGAAUGGCCUAUGUUUCCAUAGUACAGUGGUGGUGCAGUGGAAUUUCACAUCGCGGGGUCUGG
This is a messenger RNA of Fusarium redolens, 897 nucleotides long. RefSeq lists its product as uncharacterized. The transcript has 2 exons. The record is from RefSeq and is a predicted model, not a curated record. NCBI's taxonomy places the organism in Eukaryota, Fungi, Ascomycota, Sordariomycetes, Hypocreales, Nectriaceae. Gene Ontology annotation, biological process: regulation of transcription by RNA polymerase II. Gene Ontology annotation, molecular function: DNA-binding transcription factor activity, RNA polymerase II-specific; RNA polymerase II transcription regulatory region sequence-specific DNA binding. Gene Ontology annotation, cellular component: nucleus. The coding region runs from base 132 to 827 and encodes 231 amino acids.